AUGAAAAACGCGACGCACACGCAUCGCGACUCGGUCGGUAAUUUCAAAACUUUUCGUUGCGGACCUUACGCCUUGCACCCCUGUGCAAAAGCAGCCGUGAGUGCAUCCGAUGCGACGGAGAAGAUGGAUUGUGAAGAGAUUCUCAAUGUGACUGAUGAUACGGCGAUGAUGGUUGCCGAAAGCACUGCGCCCACGACAAUUGACGGUCCACGCGUUGCAAUGUCACGUUCCAAGUGA
Molecule: messenger RNA, 237 nt
Organism: Caenorhabditis remanei
Lineage: Eukaryota; Metazoa; Nematoda; Chromadorea; Rhabditida; Rhabditidae
Exons: 1
Coding region: 1-237 (78 amino acids)
Source: RefSeq, a predicted model, not a curated record